Messenger RNA from Triticum dicoccoides, 1047 nucleotides. Its product is annotated as NAC domain containing protein 50-like. Gene Ontology annotation, biological process: regulation of DNA-templated transcription. The transcript is spliced from 3 exons. Gene Ontology annotation, molecular function: DNA binding. Lineage: Eukaryota; Viridiplantae; Streptophyta; Magnoliopsida; Poales; Poaceae. The coding region runs from base 1 to 1047 and encodes 348 amino acids. The record is from RefSeq and is a predicted model, not a curated record.
AUGGCGUGCGUUACGGUUCCGGCGGCCACGGCGGAGAUGGACCGCGCCUUCGCUCUCCUGCCGGGCUUCCGCUUCCACCCCACCGACCAGGAGCUCGUCACCUGGUUCCUCAAGCGCAAGCUCCUCGGCCUCCCCAUCGACUUCGACUUCGACUUCAUCCCGGAGGUGGACGUCUACAAGUUCGAGCCGGACCAACUACCAGACAAAUCAUUCUCACCGAGCACGGGCGACCCAGGGGCAAAAGUUGAGUGGUACUUUUUUGCGCCGAGGGCCCGGAAGUACCCAACCGGCCUUCGCAUGGCGCGGGCGACAGUAAAAGGGUUCUGGAAGUCAACGGGGAAGGACCGUCCAAUCAUCCACAACGGCAUCGUAGUCGGCAUGAAGAAGACCCUUGUGUUCCACCUCGGCCGAGUGCCUGAUGGCAUGCGGACCGACUGGGUCAUGCAUGAGUAUCGCCUCCAUCCCGAUCACCGUAUCCAUGACACCUACACGCUGUGUCGGGUCUUCAACAAGAGCAUCACGACCCCAUCACCAGACCUGCUCGCUGGCGCCGACAUGGACAAGGAAGGGAUCCAGCUUGUGUCCGUUGGACCUAACAUGAACAAGGAUGAGAUGCAGACCAUGCUACGUGGCGUAAACGCAGGCAAGAAAGGGGUGCAUUCGAUGCUCAACGACGCUGACCUGGACAAGGAAGGGAUCCAGCCCAUGUCCGACGGCCCCAAUGCCAACAUGGAAGGGAACCAGCCCGUGUUCCACAACGCCAACUCGGACAAGGAAGAGAUCAAUCAUGCUUCAGGUAGCGUCGUCGUGGACAUGGAAGGGAUCCAUCCUAUGUCAGGCGGCUUCAUUGCGGACGUGGAAGGGAUACAUCCCGUGUUCGGCCACGUCGUCCCACACAACAAAGAGACCGAUCCCAUGUCAGGAGGCGUUUACGCUGGUGUGGAUUUCUCCUGGAUGCAGUUUGUGCCUGCCGACAUUUGCUACCCCAACAUCGAACUAGAUAAGGAUGACUCCUGUACGCAGCUCAUCAACGACUACUCGUGGUAA